GAACCUUUAGGAGGCGCUCUGACGCUCUUCAGUCCGCCGGUAAAACCGCUGAAGAAAAAACGAAGGCUGCUGCACUGAGACUGAGUGUUCAGAUGUUGAGCAUGAAAGCGCAGAUGGAUGUGAUCUGCUGUAAAUCAGUAGGAACUGAUCUGUCCAUGCUGGAUAUUGAGGAUUUCAUCAGUGAAAUCUGUCAGCUGAAGAAAGAGGUGGCGUCACUGGAGGCAAAGCUGAGAGAAAGAGGAGACAAACCCAACAGAGAGGAUCUGGAGAAGGUUUCAGUGUGUGUGACUGACGGGACAGAAGCUCAGGAUUCAGUCUGGAGAUCCAGAGACACACAGGACUCAGAGCUCAGCCUCACUUUACUGUGUUAUACUGACGCUCAGGAUCAUGGAUCCGCUGAUCAAACCUCUGACUGUAACGCUGGAGAACAGCAGAUGCUGCAGACGCCGCUGAAGAUGUGCUCCGUCAAACUGGUGGACUGCAGGAACCUGAUAGAGAGCAGAGGAGAAAAAACCACAGCAGAGGAACAACAACAGAGACAUGAGGAGGAGGAGGAUGGUUUUAAUAAGGAUGAUGAAGGGAAUGAUGAGGAUGAUGGGAAUGUUGAGGAUAAUGAUGGGAAUGAGUAUGGGAAUGAUGAUGAUGACUUCAUUCCUUCAGAUGAGAAUGACAGUUCAGCUUCUUAUGAAGAAAUAACCUCAACAUCAAAAGAUCAGCUGAAGGUCAAGAGUUUUUCCUGCGUCACCUGUGGGAAAACAUUGAGUUCACAGGGACAUUUAGUGAGACAUGAGAGAAAACACACAGAACAGAAAGACUUCACCUGCAAGAUAUGCGACAUCAGCUUUCCUACCUUAGAAGAGAGGAGACUUCAUACAAAAGAGCACAGAGUGAAGAAGGAGUUUCACUGUGAACAGUGCGGGAAGGAUUUUUUCACCACUCCUUCUAAUAUGAGAAUUCACAUGAAGACACACACUGGCGAAAAGCCUUUCCACUGCAGCGAAUGUGACAAGAAUUUCAUCAGCAAAGCGAAUCUUGUUGUUCAUAAGCGAACCCACACGGGCGAAAAGCCUUUCCACUGCAGCGAGUGCGACAUGCAUUUCAGCACCAAAGGGAAUCUUGAUGCUCAUAUGAGAAUCCACACGGGUGAAAAGCCGUACAAGUGCCCUCACUGCGAGAAGAGCUUCAACCACAAACCCCAUCUGAAGACCCAUGUGCGUGUUCACACCAAUGAGAGGCCGUACCAGUGCAGCGAAUGUGGGAAAACCUGUAAGGACUCAAGUUCUCUAAGAUCACACCAAAAAAUACACUCUGAGGUGAAACCAGUAUCAGUGUUCACACUGUGAUAAACAAUUCCGUCAAAAAUGUAAUUUGAUUCAUCAUGAGAGGAUUCACACCGGAGAGAAACCGUACCUGUGCUCCUACUGCGGGAAGAGCUUUUUUGAUCAGGGUCAAUACGGGGUCC
Messenger RNA from Ctenopharyngodon idella (grass carp), 1462 nucleotides. Its product is annotated as zinc finger protein 37-like. Gene Ontology annotation, biological process: regulation of transcription by RNA polymerase II. The record is from RefSeq and is a predicted model, not a curated record. The transcript has 4 exons. Gene Ontology annotation, molecular function: DNA-binding transcription factor activity, RNA polymerase II-specific; RNA polymerase II cis-regulatory region sequence-specific DNA binding. The coding region runs from base 93 to 1343 and encodes 416 amino acids. Lineage: Eukaryota; Metazoa; Chordata; Actinopteri; Cypriniformes; Xenocyprididae. Gene Ontology annotation, cellular component: PcG protein complex; transcription regulator complex.